Molecule: messenger RNA, 354 nt
Organism: Fonsecaea nubica
Lineage: Eukaryota; Fungi; Ascomycota; Eurotiomycetes; Chaetothyriales; Herpotrichiellaceae
Exons: 3
Coding region: 1-354 (117 amino acids)
Source: RefSeq, a predicted model, not a curated record
AUGCUCUCUAACGAUGACGCUGGGGAAGACGAGGAAGACGAGGAAGAGAGACAUGACGAUGCUCCACGAGGCCACUACGCUCCGCCGGCGGGAUCGACCUACCAGCGUCGACUGGGCGAGUCUGGGGCGAAGACAUGGCGUUCGGCCCUGGACGACAUCUCGCGACCUACGACAGCCAAAAUCACGGCCUGGUUCCCUGGUUUCGUGUAUAUCGUCAGCUGCGUACGCAAGCACUUGCAGGACCUCUUCGAGGUACAGGACGUCUUCAUGAUCGCACCGCACUGCCUGGAUACUCUCGCCACCGUCCACUCCAGUUCGCGAGGAGACAGCGACCAACAGCCAUUUCCCCCGUGA